AUGCGUGGACAGCCGAUAAAUUUGUCUGUCGAGCGACCAGAAGCCAGAGAAAUUCGAUCCUGCAUGGAGGACUUCUUCGCCACGGGUUUCCAUCAGUUCUACACGGAGUUCCAGGAUGUGGCCGAGGAUGAGGAAUUGGGCAUGUGGGAUGAUCCUCUCUUCACGCCCAUCGCAUACACGCCACCAGAGCCGCCAGAGGCCACGGUGCAGAGUGUGCCUGGCCAGGAGGCCUUCAGCAGCUGGAGCGCCGAGGACUCCUGCAAAUUCGACUGGGAAUUGAAUCUGGAGCAGCUUCUGCUGGACGACUGCUCGCCCAUGCUCACGCCACUGCCCGAGAAGACGCCUCUGUGCUCGGACUCAUGCGAUGAGUUCCUCAAGGAGAGCUCGGAGAACCUCAAGCUGAGCUGUGCGCGGCAGGAGGAGAAGAUCUUCCGCUGCUCCUUCGCGUCAUGUGGCAAGUCAUACGCCAAGGCGGCACAUCUGAAGGCCCACGUGCGACGGCAUCUCGGCGACAAGCCCUACGCUUGCGUGUGGCCCAACUGCUCCUGGCGCUUCUCGCGCUCUGACGAGCUGGCGAGACACCGCAGGAGUCACUCAGGCGUGAAACCCUACAACUGCGACUACUGCCCGAAGUCCUUCGCCAGAUCCGAUCACCUGGCCAAGCACAGACGCGUGCACGAGCGGAAGAUCCUCUCUGGGAAGGUGAAGGGCGUCUGGCGCGCUCUGCCGCCCGCCAAGCCCGGCCGGAAGCCCAAAAAACCACCGUCAGCAUCGCCAGAUUUGCUUAUGUGAUCCGCGCCAAGUGUUCAGUUCGUUCAG
This is a messenger RNA of Phlebotomus argentipes, 819 nucleotides long. Its product is annotated as transcription factor Sp7-like. Gene Ontology annotation, biological process: regulation of transcription by RNA polymerase II. Bases 1 to 792 code for a protein of 263 amino acids. The record is from RefSeq and is a predicted model, not a curated record. Gene Ontology annotation, molecular function: DNA-binding transcription factor activity, RNA polymerase II-specific; RNA polymerase II cis-regulatory region sequence-specific DNA binding. Lineage: Eukaryota; Metazoa; Arthropoda; Insecta; Diptera; Psychodidae. The transcript has 2 exons.